This is a messenger RNA of Glycine soja, 755 nucleotides long. RefSeq names its product transmembrane protein 230-like. Gene Ontology annotation, cellular component: endomembrane system. The coding region runs from base 244 to 552 and encodes 102 amino acids. The record is from RefSeq and is a predicted model, not a curated record. The transcript has 2 exons. Lineage: Eukaryota; Viridiplantae; Streptophyta; Magnoliopsida; Fabales; Fabaceae.
GGAUUGUUGGCUUGUUUUGAGCUAUGUAGAUUAGGCAGAAGGCAAAGCAAAUGACCUUUCUAACUAAUCUUUAGUCAAUCCUCUAAUAAUCUCCGUUUCAACACCAAACUCAGUCUUAAACAGCAAGCGAAAGCUGAAUCAAGCCUUCCAAGUUCCACCACCACCGUCCCAACCCUCUUCUUCUUCUUCUUAAUCGAAACAACCUCGUCCGUACUAAGGAAACAAACGACAGAGACUGCAACCAUGUACGUUGAUCACGCGUUUUCGAUUUCGGACGAGGAUGUCAUGAUGGGAACCUCGUACACCGUCAACAACAAACCCCCCAUCAAGGAGAUCGCCCUCGCCGUUUCCCUCCUCGUUUGCGGCGUCCUCGGCAUCGUCAUCGGUUCCCUCAUGGCCUACAACCAUGUCGGCGGCGACACUGCUCACGGGAUCUUCUUUGCAAUUCUGGGAUUUAUCUUGUUCAUACCGGGUUUCUACUACACGCGGAUUGCGUAUUAUGCUUACAAAGGAUACAAAGGGUUCUCUUUCUCUAACAUACCACCCGUGUAGCUCUACUAGCUAGCCAUGUCUCAUACUUUAGGUUCACAUAGCUUCCUCUUGUACAGAUCUUCCAUGGUUGUACUCUAUGUUCUUUCUUUCUGGUGUUGUGUUUUUUGUUUUGUCUGACAAAUGAUGAGUGUUUAGAUUGUAAUUUGUGAUUGCUAUAUAUCAUAUACUGGCACUUUCUAUGGUUGCAAUUUUUAUUUUUUUUA